AUGGCGUUUCUUGAUAACAUAACGCAGUAUGUUAGUGCAAUGAAGAAGUAUAACUACACACUCAGAAUAGCGUUGGCUUGCAUGCCUCUGCUGCUGCUUGGCACCAAGAAGUCAAACACAAUUACAUCGAAAGAGACAGUCGAAGAGUAUCUGAAUGCAAAAAACAGUGUUGAGAUUCCAGAGUCGUGUGACUUUGAGUCAUUCGAUGCAUCCAGGCGCUUUGUUCUCAACAAUCUCCCGCCAAGACAGACACUGAGGAUCCAAGCGCAUCUAGAACACGAAAAAAACUACUGCCAGGUCGUGUCUGCAUUGAAAGCCAUGGAAAUCAGAAAUAUAAACGUGAUAGUUGACUUUAACAUGCCUGAUGAAAGAUGCGAAUACCUGUUUGAUGUUGACCUUAGGUUUUCAAAAAGAAUGCACAUGGCAGUAUAUCCACUGAGGAAUCACCAGCCGAACUCAGAUCUGCUUCUUGUUGCAGAGGUGUUUUUUCCAUCGACAAUUGCAUUCAGCAUCAGCGAUGUGUUUUUGCCAAACAAACCGGCAAACUGCCUGGAGAUCCAUGUACGAACAACACGCAGAGACAUGCGGCAGUUCAUGAACUUUGUCAAGUCGAUCUCGUUUGUGAGGACACAUUCAUACGGGAGCUACUUCUAUGUGCCGAUCGGUGGGUCUUAUAUCAACGGAACAGUGUUUCUCUGGCUUGCUGUACCAAUAAUUGUCUACUUUGUAUUAGAUUGGGUAUGCAUGGAAUAUGAGGUAUCAUGCGCAAGGAUUCUGCUCGGAUCGCUUUUGUACUACAUCUCACCCGUCUUUCUGGCUCUGUUUACCCGGAGAAACGAAUCGAUGUGCUUUUGUGCAAUAUUCAUGGUGCUGAAUCCAAAGAUCGGCGUGGUGUAUGCACUUGUGUGCUAUGCCAGGAUGCUGCAUGACAUAUGCAUGCUGGGGCCUACACGUCUCAAAAGCUCCCACAUGCAUCAAAAGGCCAGGUAA
Molecule: messenger RNA, 990 nt
Organism: Ordospora pajunii
Lineage: Eukaryota; Fungi; Microsporidia; Ordosporidae
Exons: 1
Coding region: 1-990 (329 amino acids)
Source: RefSeq, a predicted model, not a curated record